AUUUUUUUUUAUUUAAUUUUUUGUAAUUUCUGAUUCGCUUUGAACCAAAAUUUCAUUCCACUCACCAGUGAUGCUGCUGCUCGGAGCGGGGUCUGGAAACCUGACCGAUCUGCGACCAUGGCCACGGAUAUCACCCGUCACCAUUGAGUUUCUUGACCGCACUGCGGGCCGCGACAAGCUGUACAGAACGCUGCAGUACGCGACGCGACUUGUGCAGUGGGCUGCGAGCGAAGACGUCGUGCUGCGUUUGCACCAAGCCGGGUGGAUUCAGAAGCGGAACGAUGACGCUCAGCACGGCAAGCUCGCUCCUGCUGCUGCUCGUCAACCGUCGCAUCCCGGAGAGGCAAGCGAAACAUCAUCGUCUGCGACCAAGAUGGGGUCUGAGUCGUCGGCAAGCGGCCGCGGUCGUCAGCAACCUGCCAACGGAUCAAGAUUGGCGCCGUCGUCGUCCGCCUCCGCCGCCGCCUCAGCCGCCAGCAGCAGUGGUCCAAACACGACGACCACGGCUCUCGCGCCGGCACCUCAUCGCACAACACCCUGGGACGACAGCACAGAGAGGUGGCGAUUGCGUGUCAUCCAGGCGGCCAAGCAGCUCGAGCAGUCCGUCUCGCAGGGUCGGCGGUUGUUCCGAUUGCUCAAGGUGCUCAACAUGUACCAGGUCUUUGUGAGCUACAGCGACCAGAAGCCGCUCGUGUUUGUGCUCAAGCAGCUACGCACGCUGAUCUAUGCCGCGUACUUUGUCCUGGAUAACAUUGUCUGGGCGUCCUCGUCGGGCCUGUACACGUUGGCGCCCGAGAAGCGCGUUCGGAUUGGAUCGCUCUCGUCCGAAACCUGGCUCAUCACGACCGUGCUCAGCUUUGUGAUUGACCUCAUCACGCACCAGACCACUGUUGAUUCGUUGCUCCGCCAUCUGGCCGACUUUCCGAUGGCGUUUACGCUGGUUCGCGGCAUUCGGCUGGGCGACGGUUGGAUUGGCGUGCUAGGCCUGAUUUCCUCGCUUGCUGGAUGCCACGCAGAAGUCACGAAAGCGCGUCGCGAUCUCUCAUCACGAAAGCUGUCGCGAUGAAAACGGGUUGUGUGUCUGAGCCUGCAAUUUUCGUUUGUCAAACAGUCUCACGUUAUCAAACUUGACGAUUGUUUUAAUUUUAAUCUGUAAAGUCCUGUAAAGCGCGCAACAACGCAGUACUGCUGGUCAAACGAAUAUGACCUUGAUGACAGUAAAGCCUA
Molecule: messenger RNA, 1227 nt
Organism: Capsaspora owczarzaki ATCC 30864
Lineage: Eukaryota; Filasterea; Ministeriida; Capsasporidae
Exons: 2
Coding region: 71-1066 (331 amino acids)
Biological process (GO): regulation of peroxisome size; peroxisome fission
Cellular component (GO): peroxisomal membrane
Source: RefSeq, a predicted model, not a curated record